Messenger RNA from Carassius auratus (goldfish), 559 nucleotides. Its product is annotated as L-selectin-like. Lineage: Eukaryota; Metazoa; Chordata; Actinopteri; Cypriniformes; Cyprinidae. The coding region runs from base 107 to 559 and encodes 150 amino acids. The record is from RefSeq and is a predicted model, not a curated record. The transcript is spliced from 3 exons.
GGAAAAGCAAAGCUGGGAGGAGCAGAAGAGGAGAAAUGAUCGUGAUAUCAGUCUGUCCUGAUAAAAGAAGAAACACUAUCACUCCUGAAUCACAGCAUCUACAGAAAUGGAGAGAAUCACAUGUAUGUCUCUUCUGCUCACAGCUGUGGUCAGUUCUUCUGCACGAGCUCUGCAUCAGUAUCACUUUGUGAAUCAGAAGAAGAGCUGGACUGAAGCUCAGAGUUACUGCAGAGAGAAAUACACAGAUCUGGUCACUAUCAGUGACAUACAAGAACAGAAUGACAUUGAACAGACCAUAAAGAGAGCGAAGAGCAAUGCUGACCGUGUCUGGAUUGGACUGAAGAACACAAGAGUUGGUUUCUGGAGUGACCCUGUCUUCUACAGAGAACAGUACAGGAACUGGGGAUCCGACCAACCAGGAGGAGAUGGAGACUGUGUUUUCUUGGGUUGUGGGAAUGAUCAGAGUUGUGUGAAUGAUCAUAAAGGACAGUGGCAUGAUGUAAACUGUAGUACAACAAGGCCUUUCAUCUGCUAUAAUGGUGAGUUCAGCUGUAAGUGA